UCUCUCUCCAAGUUAACUAUUUAGUUUUGUUGCAGUUUAAAAGUUGGAGCUCGUAAACCCCCCCAUCUUUCAUUCUGUCUGGGUUCCAAAACAAGAAAAGCAAGUGAAAUAAAACCCCCUCUCUCUCUCUCUCUCAUGGCGGCGGAUCAGAAAGGAGAGGUCGGUUUUUAUUUUGAAGGAGGGAGGUCGUGGCUACCUUCUCAAGUUCUAAACGAGACAUGCGAUGCAAAGGCAAAUUUCAGGCCAUUCCAUAAACACCGUCACUACGCUCAUCGCCGUUUUAGAUUGCCAGCCGAAUCACUUCCACCGAACGCAAAAUCAAGUCCAAGAUCACAUCAGAGACCGAAGAUUGCCCAAAAUUGGGCUUCUGGAGGAACAGGAAUGCAAGCUAUAUUUCUAGAUUCAGGCCAAAAAUCAUGUGGCACUGGGGUUUUCCUUCCACAGAGAGCAGGCACAAACUUCCCUCCAAGCAAGAAGCCUGGUUGUGCUCCCGUACUCCUCCCGUCUCGUGUGGUUCAAGCUCUGAACCUAAACGUGCAUGCAUUGGGCCUACAAGUUUCACCUCGAAAAGAUCCUAAAAGUAACCGAAAAGGUGGAGAUUGUAUUUCAGUAAAAAAUAAAAAGGGCAAGGACGUGCCAUCAUCACCACAAUGCUGCGUCGUUUCACAGAGCCGAAAUUCUUCCCCCGAGUUGUUUCUUCCAAAAGAAUGGACUUAUUAGCUUCUUAAAUGGGAAAGUAAAGCAGUUAAAUACCAUAAAAUCCAGAAACAAAAAAGUCAAUAAUAUUGGUUGUGCUAAAUAUUGAGCUUGAUCAUGUAAUGUAAAUUUGAAUAAUACCAUAAUCGAUCGCUUUUCGUUUGUGCUUUAACUUGUUAUUUAUUUAUUAAUUGAUGCUUGCAUUUGUAAGAUCACCAUGAAG
Messenger RNA from Ziziphus jujuba (common jujube), 919 nucleotides. RefSeq lists its product as uncharacterized. The record is from RefSeq and is a predicted model, not a curated record. Bases 136 to 720 code for a protein of 194 amino acids. The transcript is spliced from 5 exons. NCBI's taxonomy places the organism in Eukaryota, Viridiplantae, Streptophyta, Magnoliopsida, Rosales, Rhamnaceae.